This is a messenger RNA of Staurois parvus, 2178 nucleotides long. NCBI's taxonomy places the organism in Eukaryota, Metazoa, Chordata, Amphibia, Anura, Ranidae. The record is from the annotation of a GenBank genome assembly.
AUGGCGGAGUGCCGAGCGCCGAACGCUCGCUGGUUCUUCACCCGGGAGCAGCUGGAGAACAGCCCGUCCAGGCGCUGCGGGAUGGAGGCGGACAAGGAGCUCUCCUACCGGCAACAGGCGGCCAACCUCAUCCAGGACAUGGGCCAGCGCCUCAACGUAUCCCAGCUGACCAUCAACACUGCCAUUGUUUACAUGCACAGAUUCUAUAUGCAUCAUUCUUUUACCAAAUACCACAGACACAUAAUGUCUCCUACUGCGUUAUUCCUGGCUGCCAAAGUGGAGGAGCAGCCUCGUAAACUUGAACAUGUCAUCAAAGUGUCUCAUGCUUGUCUUAAUCCACUAGAUCCACUGCUGGACACAAAAAGUGACGCAUACCUACAGCAAGCGCAAGAGCUGGUUAUACUUGAAACUAUACUGCUACAGACCUUAGGUUUUGAGAUCACUAUUGAGCAUCCCCAUACAGAUGUCGUCAAAUGCACCCAAUUAGUGAGAGCAAGCAAGGAUUUGGCACAGACCUCCUAUUUCAUGGCUACCAACAGCCUUCACCUCACUACAUUCUGCCUUCAGUACAAGCCCACUGUAAUCGCAUGUGUUUGCAUUCACCUGGCCUGUAAGUGGUCCAAUUGGGAGAUACCUGUAUCGACCGAUGGCAAGCAUUGGUGGGAAUACGUGGACCAAACGGUUACAUUGGAAUUGUUGGAUGAAUUGACACACGAAUUCCUGCAAAUACUCGAGAAAACACCUAGCCGACUGAAAAAGAUUCGCAACUGGAGGGCCACCCAAGCUGCAAGAAAGCCCAAGGCAGAUGGACAGCUUGACAACUCUCUCCUUAACUCUUCUUUAGUCCCGAACUCGAUUUUGGUGGACCCUGUAGCUGGUAUUGGUUCAAGCGCCACUUUUCCCAAACCUUCAACAUCUGCAUUUCCAGCACCUGUGGCCCUGAACUCAGGAAGCAUGCCCAUUCAGGCAGCCCUUAACACUGACGAACUGCCAAUAUUAGCCAUGCCUGGUACGUCCUACACCAUAUCAUCCCAUCACGAAUGGCCUCAACACCAGGAACAGCCUAGAAAUGAUCAAACAUACAACCAGAAGCAAGAUGGUUCCCUUUCUACAGCUCAGUACAAUAUGGCUCAACUCCACCCUGUUUUACAUCAUCGAUCUGAGAAAGGUUCUGAGCAUGUGGUGAAGCAGGAACACGGUCACAAGACAUCCAGCAACAAACACCACGGACAGAUUUAUGCUCCACCUGUAACAUUGUCCCAUAAAAUGUCUCUGGACAAGUACAGAGAGAAACGCAAGCUUGAGUCUGUCGAGAUUGAUGUUCGUGAUCAGAUCCCAACUGGUCACCUCGAUCAGCCGCAACUGUCGCAUAAAAAACACGCGCAAAUUCCUGGAGGCAGCUCCGUCACCUCCCCUAUCAAAAUGAAAAUUCCGAUAUCUACCACAGAGAAGACCGACAAACAUUCUUCCGACAAAAAGGAUAAAAGCGGCUCCCUUAAGUUGCGGAUUCCCAUCCCCCCAACGGAGAGAGGCUCCAGCAAAGAGGACUUGAAAAUGAAAAUAAAAGUCUCUUCCGCAGACCGACACAGCUCAUCUGACGAGGGCAGUGGCAAGAGCAAGCACUCAAGCCCACAUGUGAGCAAGGAACACAAAGACAAGCACAAAGAGCAUUCUUCCAAUCGGCACCAUAGUAGCAGCCACAAGCAUUCCCAUUCACACUACAGCAGCGGGAGCAACAACAGCAGCAAUAAACUUUGCAUAGAUGGGAUGCCAACGACUGUUUUACGAAGUCCCGUUGGUGUGCCCAACGAUGGUGGUACCUCGAGCUCCAGCUCCUCAAGGAAGAGGCCGCAUUCCAAUGACGCCUCUUACAACCACCACACCAAAAUGAGCAAAAGUUCCAAAAGUUCAGGUAGUUCUACUAGUUCUUCCUCUGUUAAGCAGUAUAUAUCCUCGCACAACACUGUUCUUAACCAUCCCUUACUCCCUCCUCCCCCUGUCACAUACCAGGUGGGCUACGGGCAUCUCAGCACCCUCGUGAAACUGGAAAAGAAGCCAGUGGAGACCAACGGCCCUGAUGCCAGUCACGAGUAUAGUGCAAACAGCCAGCAUAUGGACUACAAAGAUGCAUUCGACAUGCUUGAUUCGCUGUUAAGUGCCCAAGGAAUGAACAUGUGA